Messenger RNA from Malus domestica (apple), 1086 nucleotides. RefSeq names its product protein BRI1-5 ENHANCED 1. Gene Ontology annotation, molecular function: oxidoreductase activity, acting on the CH-OH group of donors, NAD or NADP as acceptor. Lineage: Eukaryota; Viridiplantae; Streptophyta; Magnoliopsida; Rosales; Rosaceae. The record is from RefSeq and is a predicted model, not a curated record.
GAGAGAGAGAGAGAGUGAGAUGGAAGAGGGUAGGGGAACAGUUUGUGUAACUGGUGGAACAGGAUAUGUCGCUUCUUGGCUGAUUAUGAGGCUUCUUCAGCAUGGUUACUCCGUUCGAGCUACGGUUAGAUUCAAUCCUGCAGCUGAAAGCAAGAGAGAUAUCAGCUACCUAACAACCCUACCAGGAGCAUCGGACAGACUCCAAAUCUUCCAUGCAGAUCUCAACCAACCUGAGACUUUUGAUGAGGCCAUCCAAGGCUGCACCGGAGUCUUCCACCUUGCUCACCCUAUGGACAUUGAUAACAAAGAGCCAGAGGAAACUGUGACCAAGAGAGCCCUAGAAGGAACCCUAGGUAUUUUGAAGGCAUGCCUGAACUCCAAGACUGUGAAACGCAUCGUUUACACUUCUAGUUUGGCAGCAAUAUUGUUCAACAGCAAAGGUUUAAGUGAAACUGAUGAAAAUACAUGGAGUGAGAUCGAUAUCUGCAAAAGCAGCGGUCUUGUAGGCUCUUCUUACUUGGUUUCUAAGACUGUGGUGGAGCAGACGGCUUUGGAGUUUGCAGAAAAACAUGGAUUGGAUGUUGUCACUGUGAUUCUUCCCAUAGUUGUUGGACCCUUCAUUUGUUCAAAUAUUCCUUCUUCGGUGUACAUGGGAAUGGCUCCCAUUUCUGGUAACCAGGAUCUAUGUAAGUAUCUUAUUAACACAUAUAUGGUGCACAUAGAUGAUGUAGCAAGUGCACAUAUCUAUCUUCUGGAGUACCCUAAUGCAAAAGGAAGGUACAUUUGUUCGUCAGUGCAAACAUCGAUUCAUGAAUUAUAUGAAUUUCUUCCUCCAAGAUACCCCGAACUUCAAAUACAAAUACCAGAUUACUUAAAGGAGGUCAAAGGUUACAAAGGAACUAAGGUCUCUUCAAAGAAACUGUUGAAUACUGGAUUCGAAUUCAAAUGCGGCCUUGGUGAAAUGUUUGAUGGCGCUGUUCAAUCCUACAAAGAGAAGGGUUUUCUUUAAUUCAUGUUUUGUACAAGUAAAUAUGCAUUGUAAUUUGUAGUCAAUACUCCCCUGCGAUGUGUGAAUAACCAGUUUUA